CAAAAGACGAGGCAUUUCUUAUGCGACCGUCACCGGCAUCGCACUAGCGUUAGCAUCUCAGGAAGAGAAAAGCGUCCAAACCCGAAAUCAGAUCAAAUGGGCAAGGAUCUGAGCGACGACCAGGUUGCUUCCAUGAAGGAAGCUUUCCAUCUCUUCGAUACCGACAACGACGGUCGGAUCGCCCCUUCCGAGCUUGGGAUCCUUAUGCGCUCUCUCGGCGGAAACCCCACCCAAGCACAACUUAAAGCCAUCAUUGCUGAAGAAAAUCUCUCUGCCCCCUUCGACUUCCCUCGAUUUCUUGAACUCAUGGGCAAGCACAUGAAGGCCGAGCCUUUCGACAAGCAACUUCGCGAUGCCUUCAAGGUUCUCGACAAGGACUCCACCGGAUUUGUCUCCGUGUCGGAGCUCAAACACAUCCUCACCAGCAUUGGCGAGAAGCUCGAGCCUGCUGAGUUUGAUGAGUGGAUCAAGGAAGUCGAUGUUGGUUCCGAUGGCAAGAUCCGUUAUGAUGACUUCAUUGCCAGAAUGGUGGCUAAGUGAGAUGAUUCCGCAUAUGGCUUUUCUUCUCUUUUGAUGUUUUUAUCGACUAAUUGGCUACAUCUUGUUUAUAUAUUCCCUUCCUUUGUUGGGUGUUCUUGUCGUGAAUUUAAGAUGUUUCCUGUUACUGGUUUGGCUCCUUUUUUCAAAUUUUUACAUGUAGUGGACGAAUUCACCAAACCAUGCUGAUCUCUUUUUCUUUUGUUGCCUCCUACCCCCCAUCUUGAAUAUUUUGGGCCCCUAUAUUUAUGUCAUGUGGCUAAUGUAGGUGGUUUAUGGAAA
This is a messenger RNA of Neltuma alba, 819 nucleotides long. Its product is annotated as probable calcium-binding protein CML13. The record is from RefSeq and is a predicted model, not a curated record. Lineage: Eukaryota; Viridiplantae; Streptophyta; Magnoliopsida; Fabales; Fabaceae. The coding region runs from base 97 to 540 and encodes 147 amino acids. Gene Ontology annotation, cellular component: myosin II complex. The transcript has a single exon. Gene Ontology annotation, molecular function: calcium ion binding.